This is a messenger RNA of Brienomyrus brachyistius, 4404 nucleotides long. RefSeq names its product DEAD (Asp-Glu-Ala-Asp) box polypeptide 58 (gene rigi). Lineage: Eukaryota; Metazoa; Chordata; Actinopteri; Osteoglossiformes; Mormyridae. Gene Ontology annotation, molecular function: zinc ion binding; ATP binding; single-stranded RNA binding. Gene Ontology annotation, cellular component: cytoplasm. The record is from RefSeq and is a predicted model, not a curated record. The transcript has 18 exons. Bases 138 to 2906 code for a protein of 922 amino acids.
UCGAUUCUCCUCACUGGAAAGAGUCCCUGUUAAACGAAACCAGGAAACUGGUGCAUUUUAAAUUGCCACUGCGCUCUGUAGCUCGUGAACAUAGUUUACUGACUUCAGGCAAACCAGUACAGUGGCAAUAAGCUAAAAUGUACGAAGAAGAAAAAGAAAACCUGAAGAAAUUUAGAAAUUACAUUGUGCAAAUAAUACGUCCUUCCAACAUGAAGGGAUUCAUGACGUCGUAUUUGGAGACAGCUGUAGUGGAGAUAAUUUUGUCAGAGGAAAACAGGUCUGUGACAACAGCUGCAGAAUUGCUCCUGGGGAAGAUGUGCGACCUUGUAGAGAUGGGCUGGUUCCAGGGUUUUCUGGAUGCCCUGCUAGAAGGAGAGUAUACUGGCCUUUAUAAUGCCAUUAAAGAGUGGGACUUUGAAGAAAUUGAACGAAUGAGUAACUACAAGAAACUUCUUGAACGGAUUGAAGCCUCCUUCACUAAACAGAUAAAACCUUGUGAAAUCAUCACACACAUGACAGAGUGCUUUGUGUCCCGGGAAGUCGAGGAAAUCAGAGCCAUUGAUGGACAAAAAGGCCACAUUGCAGCCGCUGAGAAGCUGGUGGAGUGUCUGAGAAGGUCGGACAGAUCCAACUGGUUCAAGCUGCUGCUGCUGGCUUUGGAGCACUGCAACUACGCGGAGCUUCUUCAGCUGUUGGAUCCACAGACAGAAUCUACAGAAGAAAAAAUGGAAGUAGAUAUGGGAACCACAACAGUCGUGUUCCAGUAUAGAGAAGAGGCUGAGUGUGGGUCAUCCCUGAACAGCGCCAACUGGAACCAAGCACAAGAGGGCAGCGCUGGGCUCGUAGGUGGCGUGACUCAGGGGAGGUACAGACUGAGGGAGUACCAGAAGGAACUGGCGGCACCGGCCUUGCAGGGGGAGAACACGCUGAUCUGCGGCCCUACAGGCUGUGGAAAGACCCUCGUUGCUCUUACCAUCUGUGAACAUCACCUGAGAUCUAAAUCAGAGGCCAAGAUCGUCUUCUUGGCCACCAAGCUGGUUGUGUAUGAGCAGCAGCUCGGACUGUUCCUCGAGUACUUUAACAGCACAAAUGCAGGCAUCAGAAUCAAAGGCGUUUGUGGGGACAUGGAGGAUCAGGUGUCCAUGGAUGUCAUCGUUAAGGGGAAUGACAUCAUUGUGUUGACGCCUCAGAUCCUUCUGAAUGCUCUGAAUAUGGGGACGGUGCCCUCGCUGUCUGUCUUCACGCUGCUUAUUUUUGACGAAUGUCACAAUGCCACCCGGAAGCACCCCUACAACAUGCUGAUGGCCAGCUACCUGGACUCCAAGCUUAGCCAACAGGGCCAGGUGCUUCCUCAGAUCGUGGGCCUGACGGCUUCAGUAGGAAUCGGCACUUUCAGGAACUCGCAGGAAGCCGAAAUGAACAUCUGCCAGUUAUGUGCCAACCUGGACACGAGGAUCAUCUCAACCGUCAGCAACAACAGAGAAGAACUUCAGUCGUUCGUUCACAUUCCUGAGAAAGAUUAUGUUGAAGUAGGCAAACUUGCCAAUGAUGAGUUUGUGUCCAUUAUCCGCUAUAUCAUGGUCUACAUUGAGAGUCAGGCCAAGCGCUGGUAUGACAUAGGAUCCCUGUCCAACCUGCAGACCUCUGAACAUGGUACACAGAAGUAUGAGCAAUGGAUCGUGGACGUGCAGAAGAAGUGCAAGGUCCUGCAGCUGGAGGAUAAGGAAGAGGAGAGCAGGGUGUGCCGGGCCCUCUUCAACUACAUGGGGCACCUGAGGAAAUACAACGAUGCCCUCAUCAUCAACGAAGACGCCAGGACUAAGGAUGCCUUGAACUACCUGGAGGAUUUCAUCCAACAAGUCAAAGACGCAGGAUUUGAUACGAUUGAGCAACAAUUAACUGCCUGUUUUGAUGAAAAGCACCCCCACUUGGCCAUACUGAGUCAGCGCAGAGACAGGGAUAAUCCCAAGCUGACCAGGCUGAAGUUCAUCCUGGAUGAGCAGUACACACAGGACCAGGAGACCCGCACCUUGCUGUUCGUCAGGACCAGGGCCCUGACCGAGGCACUGAAAAACUGGAUUGAGGAAACAGACUCCUUGAGAUUCCUGAAGCCUGCAGUUUUGAUGGGCAGCUUGGGUUCUGGAAUGACACAGACCUACAAGAAGGGCGUCCUGCAAUCCUUUAAAAACACGAGCGAUCAAAGUAAAAUCCUCAUUGCCACCUCCGUGGCCGAUGAAGGCGUCGACAUUCCUCAGUGCAACCUCGUCUUGAUGUAUGAAUACAUUGGAAACAUGAUCAAGACCGUCCAAGUCCGAGGGCGUGGCCGAGCAGAGGGCAGCAGGUGCAUCCUAAUUUCCAGCAGAAAGGAGCGGAUCGAGAAGGAACAACAGAACAUGCUUCAGGAGAAGAUGGUGGAAGCGGCUGUGGAUAAACUGCAGGUUUCCCGGGAUCACAUGCUGCAGAUGAUCGAGAACUACCAGAAGACUGAUAAGACCACACGGGAUUAUGAGAAAUCAGCUCCUGUCAACCCCAGAACAGUGGAAAACAACAAGUUUCUCUGUGCAAAGUGCAAGAAGUUUGCAUGUUUUUCUGAUGACCUGAGAGUUUUGAAGGAAUCGCAGCACAUAGUUCUGGAUAAAAGCAUCUUUGAUCGCUCCAUCACAAAGCCGCACCCAAGGCCCAAGAAGUACAUGGGCAUCUUGAAAGAGAAGAAGCUCUUCUGCGCCAACUGCCAUGAAGAGUGGGGCAUUGUCGCCUCGUACCGUCACCUGCAGAACCUGCCUCUGCUCAGGAUCGAGGGCUUUGUGGUGGAGAGCUGUGUCACCCAAAAGCAGAGAAACUUUGGGAAGUGGAAGGAGGUCACCUUUGUCAUCAAGCCCUUCAUUGUGGAGAACGAGUGCCUGUAAGGCUGAGCACACAGCCCACUGCUGCCCCCCAGAGGUGUGGCCGUACACAGCACAAUGUCAGACAUUCAGUAAACAAACAAAAUGUCAUUUGCGAGAGUGUGCUUUUCUCAUCAAUGCACUCAUAUUCUACACAUUCCAUUCUAUUGCAUACAUGUUGAAAAUAUAAGGUAAUAUUUACUCAGCAGAUGUUGGGCCAAUGGUGGGUUUUAGACAGAUGAUGGAACACCUCAUGGUAUUUUCUAAUAGCUCCCUGUAACUAUUCUGGUUUAAGCUGUUUUAUUUUUAGGGUUAGGGUAAGUGAUAUAAUGUUUAAAGGGAUCUAGUUAAGUGUGGUGGUGUAACAGGCCGUAAUUGAUCCAUGAUGAGUGUGGAUCCCUUGUGUGUGAACCAGGGAUUAACUGUAAAGCGUGUGCGUGUCUAAUUACAGCUUCUGUUUCUCUUAUCAUCUCAAGAAAAUAACUGGCUAUUUCUAAGAGUAUACUAAGGGAGAACAGGAGACUCUCUCGCAGUGGCUGUCUCACCAUCGCUUCCUCACUGUGGCUCUCUCGCAGUGGCUGUCUCACCAUCGCUUCCUCACUGUGGCUCUCUCGCAGUGGCUGUCUCACCAUCGCUUCCUCACUGUGGCUCUCUCGCAGUGGCUGUCUCACCAUCGCUUCCUCACUGUGGCUCUCUCGCAGUGGCUGUCUAACCAUCGCUUCCUCACUGUGGCUCUCUCGCAGUGGCUGUCUCACCAUCGCUUCCUCACUGUGGCUCUCUCGCAGUGGCUGUCUCACCAUCGCUUCCUCACUGUGGCUCUCUCGCAGUGGCUGUCUCACCAUCGCUUCCUCACUGUGGCUCUCUCGCAGUGGCUGUCUCACCAUCGCUUCCUCACUGUGGCUCUCUCGCUGUGCUAGUUGUGCUGUUUCUGCCCUCUUGUCUGCUCUCAGGCGCAGCUCAGGGUUGAUUCAUACUUCAUGUGAAAGUAUGUGUAUCCAGGGACGGAUUAUGGACCGGGCCAGCGGGGCCGCUGCCCAGGGGCCCUUGGGGUGCAGGGGGCCCGUGGGGCCCCUAGCCCAAAACAAUUUGCAAUGCUUAUCAACAAUGUAUUUUUGUUUGUCUAUUUUAGAGGGCCUACAUUCUUUGAUCCUCUGCCUACAAGGGCCCCUGACCCUAUAGGGAGGGCGUUUGGCUGCCAAGGGCCCUUGAAUUGUGGUGGUUGUGGUGGUGGUGCUGGUGGUGGGGGAGGGCCCACGCAAACGUUUUGCCCAGGGGCCCAUACAACCUAUAAUCCGUCCCUGUGUGUAUCACGGCAUCAUACCAGACCAUCCGCGGAACUGAAUGUUCAUUCUUCUAGCUCCACUACAACAGGCAAAGCUGCUCUUUUAGUCAGGUUAUGAAGUGUGGUAUGAAUCCUAUUAGAACUGAUUGUGCGCUGUGUACUGACUACGCAAGUUUCUAAUCAUUAACAAAACCAUUUCCCUAAACUGAAAUGUUACAAAAAUAAAAACUAUGACAAUUA